Xenopus tropicalis (tropical clawed frog) is the source of this 1587-nucleotide messenger RNA. RefSeq names its product formyl peptide receptor 3 (gene fpr3). Gene Ontology annotation, molecular function: G protein-coupled receptor activity. Gene Ontology annotation, cellular component: membrane. The transcript has a single exon. Bases 8 to 1003 code for a protein of 331 amino acids. Gene Ontology annotation, biological process: G protein-coupled receptor signaling pathway; signal transduction. Lineage: Eukaryota; Metazoa; Chordata; Amphibia; Anura; Pipidae. The record is from RefSeq and is a predicted model, not a curated record.
UAUCACCAUGUCCGUUACUGUCCCACCUCAUUAUGAUAUCACACAGGAAAUAGAUUAUUAUGAUUAUGGCUUGUGGGAAAGGAUUACACUUCCACCAAAUAUAUAUGGGGCCAUGCGAAUAUUCUCCAUCAUCUGUCACAGCAUUACCUGCCUCGUUGGUGUUAUAGGGAAUGGUUUAGUCAUCUGGAUCGCCGGCUUCAAGAUGAAAUCAAUUAGUGCCAAAUGGUACCUUAACCUGGCGAUAACAGACUUUAUAUGCAGUGUCAGUACCGCUGUGCGUAUUGCAGAGUGGAUUUUGGUGGAUGAUAACAUUCUGUGUGAAUUCAGUUUUAGUCUACUCAUCCUAAACAUGCUCACCAGUGUCUAUUUCUUAACCGCCAUAAGUAUCGAUCGCUGCAUAACCAUAAUGUGGCCGUUUUGGGCAAAAAGUCACAGGACAAAAAGAUCAGCAACCACUGCUAUUGUUGUUAUCUGGGUGGUGUCUGUACUCUUCUCAGUCAGUAAUGGAUUUAUAAAUUGGGGAUUUCAUGUUUUGUUGAUGUGCGCUCCAGCAGAAAGUAAUUAUUAUCGAGUCUUCUACAAGUCUGUGGUGAAGAAGCCUGGAAUACUAAUGCAAUCUAUUCACAUUACUCUGUUUCUUGUCAUGUUUUUGUUACCAUUUACUAUUAUCCUGCUCUGUUAUGGUUUGAUCAUCUGCAAAGUGGCCUCUGUGAGAAGAAGAAACAAAUCUCAACGGUCGCUGAAGAUCAUCAUUGCAAUUGUCACCUGCUUCUUCGGCUGCUGGUUCCCAUAUAACCUAUGGCAGUUUAUCGCACUCAGGUCUCGUAAUGAUCACAUUGUUGCCGACUUGAUAAUAAGUUCAGUUUCAGUCUGUUUGGUUUAUACCAGCAGCUGCCUCAAUCCCAUCCUCUAUGUCUUCUUGGGCAGAGAGUUUAAGAGCAGCUUGACAAGGUCCAUACCAGCCAUACUAAAAAAUGUAUUCAGUGAUCCUGAGGAAGGGUAAAUUGUUGCUACUGCUAAAGUUACUUGAGAGUUGGCAAUUUAAUUCUCAACAUCUUACUGCUUAAUUACACACUGAUGCUUAAUUAUUGGCAUAAGCUUAAACAAGGUGACUGACAGAUGAAGAUUUGACACAUAUCAGAGAUAUCUAGCAUUGCCACCUGUCCGGUUUUGACCCAGACAGAUGGUUUUUGGAAGGACUGUCCUAGGAAAACUGGGCAGGAUUAUUGAGAUUGACACGGUGAUCAACCAAUUGGCAAUCGCCAUGUCAUAGUCCCGCCCAGUGACAUCACUGUCCUGCCUCUUCCCUGCCCCGUGAAAUCACAACCCCACCUGGAUGGCCUGGUUGUUUGGUCGAACACAUUGUGGUAGUAAGAGAUUAACCAAUCAGUUAUAUUUUUAUUAUUUAGUUUCUUUUAUUAUUAAUAUUAUAUUAAAUAUGAAUACUGUAUAUCUAUAGCAUGGCCACAACGUGGCAGUGUGCUAAAAUGUAAAUCCCUCAUGGUUUAUGGGGCCAUUUUGAAAAUAGUGAAACCUAGGAGGUGCAGAUAUAGCUGUUGUUAGGAUAGACUGGAAAUAGGUCACACU